This is a messenger RNA of Papilio machaon (common yellow swallowtail), 622 nucleotides long. Its product is annotated as shematrin-like protein 2. NCBI's taxonomy places the organism in Eukaryota, Metazoa, Arthropoda, Insecta, Lepidoptera, Papilionidae. Bases 40 to 447 code for a protein of 135 amino acids. The record is from RefSeq and is a predicted model, not a curated record. The transcript has 2 exons.
UUUUGUUCACCCCGGCACAGCAAUACCUACUCCUGCAACAUGAAGGCUUUCGUGUGUUUGUUAGUCCUGGUGGCCGCAGUGUACGGCGCAGAAGAGGAGAAGAAGAAUGAGAAACGCGGCCUCCUCGGCCUUGGCUACGGAGGUCACAGCCUCGGCUACGGAGGCUACAACCUGGGAUACGGGGGCCAUAGCCUCGGUUACGGGGGCCAUAGCCUCGGUUACGGGGGUCAGGGUCUCGGGUACGGUGGCUACAGCGGACACGUAGUCUCAGCCCCUGUCGUCUCAAGCAGAGUUGUCUCGUACAGCCUCGGCGGACAUGGAGGCUACAGCGGACAUGGAGGCUACAGUGGAUAUGGCGGCUACAGCGGAUACGGAGGCACCAGCGGAGGCUACAGCGGCCACGGAGGCUACAGCUCGCUUGGUCUCGGCCACGGCUACAUACACUGAGACAAACGUCACACACGUAAAGCCAAGUUCUUCAGCAUCUUACAGCUAGAUAAAACUGAUAGCUUAAUAUAUCCACAGUUGGAAAUUGUCAGCUGUCGGCGCUCUCUUCUCUAUAUGUUGUAAUUUGUUGUAUGUACUUAAGAAUGGCUGCGAUAUAAAUUUUGUUAUUGUUAGU